AUGUGCCCAUCUGAGAUGGGGCCGCUGUGGUACCUCUGGUCUCCCGUGCUCAUCAGCCUAGCUGCCCUUUUCUCCAAAGUGACGGAAGGCCGAGGGAUCCUGGAGAGCAUCCAGAGGUUCUCACUGCUGCCUACCUACCUCCCGGUCACCUACCACAUCAACAAUGCCGAUGUCUCCUUCUUCCUGAAGGAGGCCAACCAGGACAUCAUGCGCAACUCCAGCCUGCAGUCGCGGGUCGAGUCCUUCCUGAUCUACAAAUCCAGGCGACUGCCAGUGCUCAACGCCAGCUACGGGCCCUUCUCACUCGAGCAGGUAGUGCCCCAGGAUUUGAUGCUGCCCUCCAAUCCAUUCGGAUUCACCAACGCGUUCUCCCUCAACUGGAGGCUGAAGGCCUACAUCCUGCAGGAGAAAGUCUACCUGAGCCAUCCCAAAGUCCAGGUGCUUUUCCACAUCGUGGGCCGAGAUUGGGAUGACCACAGGGACGAGAAUUUGCCCUGCCUGCGGGUCUUUGCUUUCCGAGAGACCCAAGAGGUUCGAGGCAGCUGCCAGCUGGAUGGGGCCCUGGGGCUGUGCGUGGCCCAGCUGGAGAUGCUGCCUGGCUGGUUCAGUCCACCGUCGGUGGUGUCUGGGCGCAGGAGGCCCACGGAGCAGCCGGAGGGAAGUCCCGUGGAACUGUAUUACGCUGUACAGCCCGGGGAUGAGCGAGGCGAUUGUGCCAAGGAGGACUCAAGGAAGAGUGGUAGUGCUCCAGCAGGCCACAACGAUGUUGAUGAAUCUAGUCCCCCUUUACAUAGAAUCGGGAGUGUCUUCCUUCGGGAGACCCCCAGCAGUCCACCUUUGAAGGAGCUGCGUUUGGAUAGCAACGUGGCGGUUCAUUAUGUCCCUAAGACUGUGCGACAAGGGGAUGUACUCACCUUCCCUAUCUCUGUCUCCAGGAACUGCACGGAGGAUCGCUUCACACUGAGGGCCAAGGUUAAGAAAGGAGUGAGCAUUGUUGGGGUGAGAGCUAGCAGCUCUUCUCUCUGGGAUGUCAAGCAGAGCGCCGAGUACACUGGGAAGUAUGCACCAGCUGUCAUUGCUUGUCAGAAGAAAUCUGCCGGCUCCGAAAAGAGCGUGGAUGGUGCCUCCUAUGAAGUCAUGAAGAUUGACAUCGAGAUCGAAGCACCCAGUGACCCACCCACCACACAGCUAGUCACGUGGCAGGUUGAAUACCCAGGAGAGAUCACGUCUGACCUGGGGGUGUCCAAGAUCUAUGUGAGCCAGAAGGACUUGAUUGGAGUCAUACCACUAGCCAUGGAGGCAGAGAUUCUGAACACAGCCAUCCUCACCGGAAAGACAGUGGCUGUCCCUGUGAAGGUGAUCUCUGUACAGGAAGAUGGCACAGUACAAGGUCUGUCGGACUCUGUGGAGUGCAGGUCAUCAGACGAAGAUGUGGUUAAGGUCUCUGACAGAUGUGACUAUGUCUUUGUCAAUGGGAAGGAAAUGAAGGGCAAGGUGAACGUGGUAGUCAACUUCACCUACCAGCACCUGAGCAGCCCCCUGGAGAUGACAGUAUGGGUACCACGGCUACCCCUGCAGAUUGAGGUCUCAGACAUGGAGCUAAACCAGAUCAAGGGCUGGCGGGUCCCCGUCGUCUCCAACAAAAGGCCAGCUCGGGACAGUGAGGAGGAGGAGGAUGACGAGAAGAAGGGCCGAGGCUGCACCCUCCAGUACCAGCACGCCAUGGUGCGAGUCUUGACCCAAUUUGUGGCUGAGGCGCCCGAUCCCGGGGGACACCUGGCCUACCUGCUGGGCUCUGACUGGCAGGUGGACAUCACAGAGCUGAUCACUGACUUCAUGCAGGUGGAAGAGCCAAGGAUUGCUAAGCUGCAAGGAGGGCAGAUCCUGACUGGCCAGGAGCUGGGCAUGACCACGAUUCAGAUCCUGUCCCCUCUGUCGGAUGCCAUCCUUGCGGAGAAGACCAUCACUGUACUGGAUGAGAAGGUGACCAUCACAGACCUCGGGGUCCAGCUGGUGACGGGGCUCUCACUAUCCCUGCAGCUCAGCCCUGGGAGCAACAGAGCCAUUUUUGCCACUGCAGUGGCUCAGGAACUUCUGCAGAGGCCCAAACAGGAAGCGGCCAUCAGCUGCUGGGUACAGUUCAGCGAUGGUUCUGUCACACCCUUGGACAUUUAUGAUGAGAAGGACUUCUCCCUGAUGGCUACAUCCUUGGAUGAGAAGGUUGUCUCCAUCCUCCAGGACCCCAAAUUCAAGUGGCCUAUCAUCGCUGCAGAAAACGAAGGGCAGGGGGCCCUGGUGAAGGUAGAACUGCUCAUCAGUGAAUCGUGCCAGAAGUCUAAGAGGAAGAGCGUGCUGGCUGUGGGAACAGCCAGCAUCAAGGUUAAAUUUGGACAGAAUGAUGCGAACCCCAACAGCAGUGAGAGCGGACAUCUUGGGGCCGGGCUUCAUGUGGAGAAUAUCAAUGACAGGAGGUCCAAAAAGCCUUUUCAGGAAUGGGGGAGCCCUGAGGGGCCAUACUACAGUAGCUCCUCUAUGGGGCUCAUGGAGGGAUGGGGCAGUACAACCAAGAGGCCAACUUUCCAGAAGAAUGAAGGCCAGGAAAACCUGUUAGAUGACAUCAUCCUCUCACAGACCAUGGCCACAGACCUCACCAGCUUCCCAGACCAGAUGGACCUCCCCGGGAGCAAUGUGGGCGCUGAGGAUCAUGACCUUGAUCAAGCCGCCAAGGGGCUGAGUGACCUUGAAAUUGGCAUGUAUGCUCUGCUGGGUGUCUUCUGCCUGGCUAUCUUGGUGUUCUUAAUCAACUGUGUGACCUUUGCCCUGAAGUACAGGCACAAACAGGUUCCCUUUGAGGAACAGGAAGGUCUGAGUCACUCUCACGACUGGGUUGGCCUGAGCAACCGGACAGAGCUGUUGGGGAACCACAUGAACUUCGCCUCCUCCCCAGAGGAGCAAAUCACUGCCCUUGACAGGGGCCUGGACUUUGAGGAGAGCAAACUCCUUCUCAGCUCAAACUCUCAGAGCAGCAUCAAUGGACAGCUGUUCAGGUCCACGGGAGCCAUGCUCACAGACGACAAAGAACAGAAAAGCGAACCCCCUACAUCCCCUACCUCCAAAAGGAAAAGAGUGACAUUUUCCACAUUCUCAGCCAUCUCCUCAGAUGAUGGGUGUCCUUCUGGGAACACCAUGGUGUUGAGUAAUGAGGAUGACAUUAAGUGGGUCUGCCAGGCCCUGGACCCGGGCGAGUGCGCAGAACCUCACAGUUGCAUGGAGAGGUUACAUGAGCACGUAUAA
Molecule: messenger RNA, 3294 nt
Organism: Apodemus sylvaticus (European woodmouse)
Lineage: Eukaryota; Metazoa; Chordata; Mammalia; Rodentia; Muridae
Gene: Tmem132d
Product: transmembrane protein 132D
Exons: 9
Coding region: 1-3294 (1097 amino acids)
Source: RefSeq, a predicted model, not a curated record